Molecule: messenger RNA, 1521 nt
Organism: Frieseomelitta varia
Lineage: Eukaryota; Metazoa; Arthropoda; Insecta; Hymenoptera; Apidae
Product: urea transporter 2-like
Exons: 10
Coding region: 103-1506 (467 amino acids)
Biological process (GO): urea transmembrane transport
Cellular component (GO): membrane
Molecular function (GO): urea transmembrane transporter activity
Source: RefSeq, a predicted model, not a curated record
UCAGUAAUAUAUGAUUCAAAUAGUGGGGAAGUUUGCACAGUGUGGAUAAAAGGAUUUACUUUUAAAGUGAAUCUGUAGUAUUUUGUGUGAUUCUACCAUAGAAUGACUAUGAGAGACCAAUUAAAAGAAUCUACACGUCAUGAUUAUUCCCGGGCAGUUUUUACUGGAACUUUCACUGUUUGGCAAGAAUUUUUGUUAGAGAAAGAAAGUGUCUUUUGGAGUACAGUGCGCUUAUUCGAUUCUUUAUUACGUGGUUUCAGUCAAGUUGUACUCGCAAAUAAUCCAAUUAGUGGAUUAUUGUUAACGAUUUCUUUAGGAGUUAGUGCACCAAAUACGUUACUCUUCUCAGCGAUCACUGGCUUUUUAGGUCUUCUAUUAUCUGUGCUGAUACGAGAUUCACAGGAAAACAUUGCUAAUGGGUUGACAGUGUUCAAUCCAUUAUUGGUUGGUGCAGUAUCCUCUAGUUUAAUACCAAGUGUCUAUGGACCAUUUGAUAGUUUUAGUAUACUAUUGACGAUUCUGGGAACGAUAUUCAGUGUCUAUUUGGCCCGCUCUUUGAGAAACAAUAAGUUACCAUUCAUAGCAUGGCCGUUUAAUCUGACUGAAUUUGCGUUGCUCCUGGUCCUUUAUACCAGAGACAAUGGACAUGAUACGACGCAGAAACUGCAACCAGUUAUGAGAAUGGACAAUGCAACAAGUGAUGCGACGAUAGGCGAUGUCAGUUUCAUCGGAGAAAAUGCGACAGGGGUCCACAUUGACUGGGGAAUGAUGUUUCAUGGUGUUAUAGUGUCGGCGUCGCAGGUGUUAGCAGUUGAAAGCGUUUUUAUAGGUGCCGUGGUUUAUUUAGCUUGUCUACUUUAUUCUCCGAUAACGGCUGGCUUUGCUUUUUUGGGUGCACUCGUCGGUUCAUUGGCGGGUAUUAUACUAUUUUUGUGUAUAAGCCUUGAAUUUAUCGAGCGUUUAAUGCUCGAUGUGCAGAUCGAUGAAAUUUAUACCGGUUUAUGGGGUUACAACACUUUCUUGACGGGUGCUUCAUUAGGAGGAAAUUUCUUUGUCCUCAACGGACAAACAGCUGCAGCUACGAUUGUAGCGAUCGUAUACACCGUGAUCGUACAAUAUGCUAUAUUAUUCUUCUUUAGAAACCUGAAACUGCCGAUACUUACGUUGCCGUUUGUCCUGGUAACGUCUUUAUUUCUGAAAUUAAGGAGUAAUCCAGGAGAUAAAACUUUUCCACAACCACCGCCCAUUUCCUUCUCGCGGACGCAACAUCGAGAUUAUAUUACCAGCCAACAAGCUCAGCUUAUUCAGCAAUCGGAGUUGAAGAUUGAUAUGCAUUACGAUGGGGCUAUCGUCAUAGGAACUCUAGAAAUAUCGAUUUCUGCUCUAGCCGAGGCUAACCUGCUUUUAUACGAUACUGAGGAAUCGCGUAUGGUGGAUGUGAUUCUGUUGUGCCAAAGGUUAUUGACGAAAGCAUUCACCGACAUGCUCGCUUUUUACUUUAUUUAGAAGACGGGAUAGAAU